Boleophthalmus pectinirostris (great blue-spotted mudskipper) is the source of this 870-nucleotide messenger RNA. Its product is annotated as proline-rich transmembrane protein 1-like. Lineage: Eukaryota; Metazoa; Chordata; Actinopteri; Gobiiformes; Gobiidae. Gene Ontology annotation, cellular component: membrane. The record is from RefSeq and is a predicted model, not a curated record. The coding region runs from base 1 to 870 and encodes 289 amino acids. The transcript has 4 exons.
AUGAGCCCACACCACACCCACCAGCCCCACCCCCCACACCAGCCCCACCCCCCCCACACCAGCCCCACCCCCCCACACCAGCCCCACCCCCCACACCAGCCCCACCCCCCCCACACCAGCCCACCGCUGCUCCCCGCGGCCAACAGUCGGUGCGGUUGGUCUCGGGGUCCGGUCUGUGUUCAGGAUCAGUGCAGAUCUGGGACGGGUCUUGGACCGGGGUCUGUGACGGGGACUUGGACGCAGCGGGGGGCAGAGGUGCUGUGCAGGGAGCUGGGCUGUGGGGCUCCUUCUCUCCUCCAGGGGGCGCUCUCUCCUCUGGGGCAGAUGUUCCACUGUGAGGGCCAUGAGUCUGCUCUGAUGGACUGUCCCGCUCCAACUCAAGCACCUGCUCUCUGGAGCCACUGUCCACCUCACCUGCUCAGAGCUCUGAAUCGUCCAAUCAUCUCCGUGUCUGUGAGUGACGGGGCGUCCGAGCUCCAGCCUCAGGGGGUGCGGGUGCAGCUGGGCUCAAAGUUCAGGGUCAAAUGCUCCGUGGAGCCACAGUACCCGGAGGCUCCUUCCGCUCCUCUCUCCCGCCGCGCCCCCGCUCAGAACCGCACCCUGCCGCCGUCAAUCACUCCGCCCACUUCCUGUUCUCUGACGCUGACCACGCCCAAAAGGAAACUACACCUGUGUUUACCUCCUGCAGGUGUUCAACCAAACUUCUCCUCUCAGAGCCACACACUCCAGCUCUCUGUGGGAGACACAGAACAUGGGACAACUCUGAGACGGUCAAGUUCUUCAUUUGUCCAGGAGUGUUUCAGUGUGGAGAAGGUUUCAGCCGUGCUCAUCUGGACUCUGUUUUUGGAGACGUUUCAGCUUGAGCCAUAA